Propithecus coquereli (Coquerel's sifaka) is the source of this 1409-nucleotide messenger RNA. RefSeq names its product bridging integrator 3 (gene BIN3). Gene Ontology annotation, cellular component: cytoplasm; actin cortical patch. Gene Ontology annotation, biological process: endocytosis; actin cortical patch localization; plasma membrane tubulation. The transcript has 9 exons. The record is from RefSeq and is a predicted model, not a curated record. Gene Ontology annotation, molecular function: protein binding; lipid binding. NCBI's taxonomy places the organism in Eukaryota, Metazoa, Chordata, Mammalia, Primates, Indriidae. Bases 86 to 847 code for a protein of 253 amino acids.
UCCUGGAGACUAGCUGAAUCCGGAAGUGAUCCCAGAGGACCGAGUUGCAGCUGAGGACCCCGGCGGCAGGCCCAGGUUCGGGACCAUGAGCUGGAUUCCUUUUAAGAUUACACAGCCCAAGAAACAGAUUGUUCCCAAAACAGUGGAGAGAGACUUUGAGAGGGAGUAUGGAAAACUCCAGCAGCUGGAAGAGCAGACCCGGAGGCUGCAGAAAGACAUGAAGAAGAGCACCGACGCCGACCUGGCCAUGUCCAAGUCUGCCGUGAAGAUCUCCUUGGACUUACUCUCCAAUCCCCUCUGUGAGCAAGACCAGGACUUUUUGAACAUGGUGACAGCCCUGGACACGGCCAUGAAGCGCAUGGACGCCUUCAACCAGGAGAAGGUGAACCAGAUCCAGAAGACUGUGAUUGAGCCCUUAAAAAAGUUUGGCAGCGUCUUCCCGAGCCUCAACAUGGCGGUGAAGCGGCGGGAGCAGGCCUUGCAGGACUACCGGAGGCUGCAGGCCAAGGUGGAGAAGUACGAGGAGAAGGAGAAGACGGGGCCAGUGCUGGCCAAGCUCCACCAGGCCCGAGAAGAGCUCCGGCCCGUGCGGGACGACUUCGAAGCCAAGAACAAGCAGCUCCUGGACGAGAUGCCGCGGUUCUACAGCAGCCGGCUCGGCUACUUCCAGCCCAGCUUCGAGUCCCUGAUCCGGGCGCAGGUCGUGUACUACUCCGAGAUGCACAAGAUCUUUGGAGACCUGACCCAACAGCUUGACCAGCCGGGCCACUCUGACGAGCAGCGGGAGCAGGAGAACGAGGCCAAGCUGAGCGAGCUCCGAGCCCUCUCCAUCGUGGCUGACGACUGAAUUCCCGUUGCUCUUGGAGGACUCCUGGGACACAGCCAGCUUUUCUAGUCCUUGCCCUGUCCAGGCAGGCUUGUGCUCCUCCCGCAGGCUGGGGUAGAGGUGGCCCCGGUCGGCCUCGGCAGCCUUGUGCAAUGAGCGUCUUCGCCCCCGAGCUGCAGCCUCCCCCACAGCCCCAGAUGCAGGUAAGCAACGUAGGAGAGCCCAGAGCUCCACUUCCAGAAUUACCGUCCAAAGUACAUCCAGGCCUAGGGCCAGAGCAGCCCUUCGGGGGGCGUGGGCUCCGCCGGCUCAGCCGAGGGUCUUCACCCUGCCUGCGUGGCGGGAUUGCAUCUACCUCCAGAGACCCCAGCCAGGGAGUCCAGCCCCUCGUUGCCUGUUCACUUCAAAGACUUUCCUAGGAGAGGCACAACUCCGCCUGGGGGACAGAAAGCAGACAGUCUGGUCCCACGCUGGGGUGAGCCCUGUGUCAUUCAAGUUCGCGAGGUAACUGGGACUCUAAGUAACUGCCCCACAUCAAUUCACAGGCCUCAGAGCAGAACUGUGGGUUUGUAUCUCACCUGGA